UGCACAAAUUACAUGAUGAACCAGUCAUCACAUGAAUAAUAAUCAAGUUUGUUCCAUGGCUGACAAGUUACACAAAAUAGUGCGUAAAUUGAAACAAAGACAAUGGGAAGCAAAGAUGUGAAGUUGUUGAACUUUUGGGUGAGUCCGUUCGGUAAAAGAGUUGAGUGGGCACUGAAACUGAAGGGUGUGGAAUACGAGUACAUAGAAGAAGAUAUAUGCAACAAGAGCAACCUCCUUCUUGAGCUGAACCCGGUUCACAAGAAGGUUCCAGUUCUUGUUCAUGGCAACAAGGCAAUCGCGGAGUCCUUUGUGAUCCUCGAAUACAUCGAUGAAACAUGGAAGCAGUAUCCAUUGAUGCCUCACGAUCCUUAUGAAAGGGCUCAUGCUCGCUUUUGGGCUACGUCUGCUCAACAAAAGCUUGGGAAGGAAGGCUCAUGGACUGCGCUGGUUAAGAGCGGAGAAGAAAAGGAAAAGGCUCUGAAUACAGCCUCAGAGGUACUUGACAAGUUAGAGGAAGAGAUUAAGGGUAAGAAAUUCUUUGGAGGGGACAACAUUGGAUACCUCGACAUUGCACUUGGAUGGAUCUCUUACAUUAUUCCCAUCUGGGAGGAAGUUGGGUCAAUACAAAUAAUUGAUCGUCUGAAAUUGCCAGCCAUCAAUGAAUGGAUGACCAAUUUCCUCAACCACCCUGUGGUCAAGGACUCCUUGCCCCCAAGAGACAAGGCCCUUGAUUACUACCAUCUCUCAGUAAAGAAACAUACUCCUUGCAACACAAUGGGAAGCGAAGAUGUGAAGCUGUUCAACUUUCAUGCGAGUCCAUUUGGUCAGAGGGUGAUCUGGGCUCUGAAACUAAAGGGUGUUGAUUAUGAGAGCAUAGAAGAAGACAUCUUCAACAAGAGCAACCUCCUCCUUGAGCUGAACCCCGUUCACAAGAAGGUGCCUGUUCUUGUUCAUCGCAACAAACCAAUUGCAGAAUCACUUGUGAUCCUUGAAUACAUCGAUGAAACAUGGAAGCAGUAUCCGUUGAUGCCUCAGAAUCCUUAUCAAAGAGCUCAUGCUCGCUUUUGGGCUAAUUUUGCCGAACAAAAGCUUUUGGUGGCUGCGCGGAUCGCAAGGCUUAGUAGCGGGGAAGAACAGGGAAAGGCUGUGAAUGAGGCAAGAGAAGCAAUGGAGAAGAUAGAAGAAGAAAUUAAGGGGAAGAAAUUCUUUGGAGGGGACAAGAUAGGUUACCUUGACAUUGUAAUUGGAUGGAUCUCUUACUGGAUUCCUGUUUGGGAGGAAGUUGCAUCAAUGAAGAUAUUAGACCCGUUGAAAUUUCCAGCCAUUAAUGCAUGGAUCACCAAUUUCCUCAGCCACCCUACCAUCAACGACACUCUGCCCCAAAGAGACAAAAUGGUUGUUUACUACCACAGUCGCAGAAAGGAAGUGUCUCCAUCUUGAUGUCUUUCGCUUUCCAUGCUUGUUCCAUUAUGAAUAAAAAUGAAUAGACUCUUAUUUUUGUUCUA
Molecule: messenger RNA, 1505 nt
Organism: Arachis duranensis
Lineage: Eukaryota; Viridiplantae; Streptophyta; Magnoliopsida; Fabales; Fabaceae
Exons: 4
Coding region: 103-1440 (445 amino acids)
Biological process (GO): glutathione metabolic process
Cellular component (GO): cytoplasm
Molecular function (GO): glutathione transferase activity
Source: RefSeq, a predicted model, not a curated record